Messenger RNA from Eruca vesicaria subsp. sativa (arugula), 669 nucleotides. The record is from the annotation of a GenBank genome assembly. NCBI's taxonomy places the organism in Eukaryota, Viridiplantae, Streptophyta, Magnoliopsida, Brassicales, Brassicaceae.
AUGAUGGGAGAGUCUUCUUCGAGUUCAACCUCUUGGAGCAGUAGUCAAACGGAUACUCAAGAUGAUCGGAUGAUUGCUCUUAUGUUAUCUGAAGAGUUCACUAACCUAGAUGGUGCAGUAGGCAGACGCCUCUCCAAUCUUGCUCCCGUUCCCCAUGUUCCGCGGAUAAAUUCUUAUAUCCCCAACUUAAAUGAUGCCACCUUGGAUCACCAACGCCUUCUUCAAAGGCUAAAUGUUUAUGGUUUGUGUGAGUUGAAGGUCUCUGGUGAUGGAAACUGCCAGUUCCGAGCUCUUUCUGACCAGUUGUACCGAUCUUCAGAGUACCACAAGCAAGUUAGGGGAGAAGUUGUUAAACAGCUUAAGGACAAUCGCACUAUGUACGAAAGUUAUGUUCCGAUGAAAUACAAACGAUAUUACAAGAGUAUGGCGAAACUUGGAGAAUGGGGAGACCAUAUUACCCUACAAGCGGCGGCAGAUAGGUUUGCAGCAAAGAUAUGCCUGCUGACGUCCUUCAGAGACACGUGUUUCAUUGAAAUUAUGCCUCAAAACCAUGCACCUAAGCGUGAGUUAUGGUUAAGUUUCUGGUCGGAGGUGCAUUAUAACUCUUUAUACGACAAUCAAGCGGUUCCAGUUCAGCAGAAGCCAAAGAGAAAACAUUGGCUGUUCUAG